UUUACCACUAGAAUGUCGUGUAUUAGUGACGGAUUGUCGGGAAUGUGAAGCCAUGUUGUGUCCUUGUUGAUUGAGUUCGCUUGAAAUUUAUGUUCACGAUGCCGGAUGCAUCUAUGAGAAAUUUCGUGGAGAAGCUCAGAUCCAAGAAUGAAGAUGUUCGAAUCAAGGGCGCUCGGGACCUGUAUAAUUAUGUUACCACGGAGCUUCGUGAAGUCGGAAAUGAGGAACUCAAUCGUUUCAUGGAUUCAUUUAAUCAUCAAAUUUUUGAAUUGGUAUCAUCUCAUGAAGCGUGGGAGAAGAAAGGCGGUAUUCUUGCCAUUGAAUGCCUGAUCACGGUGGAUGUUGGCAAUCAGGCGACGCGUUUAGGACGUUACACUUCAUAUUUGCGUAACCUGUUACCGUCGAACGACCACAACGAUGUCGGAGUUAUGCAUAUGGCCGCGAAAGCAGUUGGGCGUCUCUCACUCGUUAGCGGAACUUAUGAAUUUGGCGAAUACGAGAUGCGGCGAGCUCUGGAGGGACUCACCGCGGAUAGAAACGAGUGGAAGCGGCAUGCAGCUGUGCUUGUCAUCACGGAACUCAGCCUCACUAUCCCGACAUUUUUCUAUCAGCAGUUCAAGCAGUUUUUUUCCUGUAUAUUUUACGCUGUUCGUGAUCCGAGUCCUACGAUUCGAAACGGCGCCGUCAGUGCUUUGAGGCAAGCGCUCGUCAUCACUGCUCAGCGGGAGACAAAAGAGUCUCAAAAGCCAGAAUGGUAUCAGCAAUGUUUGGAUGAGGCGUUCCUCGGUUUUCAUGAGGUCGUGACAAAGGAAAAAGGUAUAUCUCGUGACGAUCGAAUACACGGUUCUUUGCUUGUUUUGAACGAGCUCUUUCGAGUGUCAAAUCUGGAUUUCGAAUCCUCGAAAGCCCACCUUGACACAUUUCCCGGCCGGCAGCCAACAGGAGGACAGAAAAAGGAACAAAAUUCUGUUGGAAAAUGGAUGCAUUAUUCCAUCGGUUCCUCGAAGCACCGGAGCAGACAGCUCACGGUGACUUAUCCUCUGCAUGUUCCAUUAACCGAGACGAUCAGUUCUUACCGUCCAUUUGUUGGUCGCUCCGGAACUGUGCUUGCACAGCGUUCAUACUAUGGUGCAGUGGAAUGUGGGCGGAGAGCCCCGCCUCUUCUCGUGAAUGAAGAAACUAUGCCCUCUACGAGGCGUCCUGUAUCGCACGAAAGCGUCGAGUGUCGAUUACUACUGACGCAAAAUUUCGAUUUAAUUUCCGAUAUGGUUCUCAAGCAGAAGAGCUCGAAAAAUGUGCAUAUUCAAGCCACAUUGCUCGCCUUGCUGCCGCGAUUGGCUGCGUUCAAAAGAGCGAGAUUCGUCAGCAUGUAUUUGCAAGAUGCUGUGACACAUUUGCGGGCGUGUCUGAAGCGGGAGAAAGAACGGUUUGCGGCAUUCAAUGCCAUUGGCUUGAUUGCAGUUGCAGUUAAGGAAGACAUAAACCCGCAUUUGCCAAAUAUAUUAGAGGAUAUUCGCUCUGCUCUUCCGUCGAAAGAAAGUCCUUUGAAGAAGCGCUAUGCUGUGGAUUCAUCUGUUUUUACUUGCAUAUCCCUUCUUGCUCGAGCAGUUCACGUCACUAUUGCUCCAGACAUAAAGGAAAUUCUGGAGCCUAUGUUGGCCGUUGGAUUGAAUCCUUCUCUAACAGCCUCUUUGCAAGAGAUCGUCACGAAUAUUCCACCUUUGAAGAGAGAAGUGGCGGAGAGUCUCCUGAAAGUGUUGUCCUUCACGUUGUGCCUUAAACCGAAAGCUUUUGGAAUUUCCGGGUCGUUGGUGCAGACUGAACAAAGUUUGAGCGCCGUUAGCAGCACGUUGUCUCAAAAUUUGGCGCAGCGCUCUGCCUCGCCGUGUCCAACGCCGCAGAGUGGCCAGCUUACCUCGGGAUUAUCGGAGCAGGAUGUUUCGAGUGUUGUUUUGGCGUUGCGAACUCUUGGUUCUUUCGAUUUCGAAGGGCAUUCUCUACUUCAAUUUGCGCGGCACUGUGCGGAUCAGUUCCUAUUUUGCGACCAGAAAAGCGUGCGUCUUGAGGCUGUACAUACGUGUUCGCGAAUGCUGCUUCCAGUUCUACCGAAUGCUUCCCCUGGGAAUACCACUAUGGCUGUGGUUUCUGACGUUUUAUCAAAACUUUUGGUUGUUGGAGUUACAGAUGCUGAAUCGGAAAUCAGAUUGUGCGUUAUUGAAAGUUUGGAGGAACCGUUUGACCAGCACCUUGCCCAGGCAGAGAAUUUGAACAUGCUGUUUAUGCUUUUGAACGAUGAAAACUUCGAUGUGAGAUUUGCUACGGUUGCCGUUGUUGGGCGGCUUAGUGAGCGGAAUCCUGCAUAUAUCAUGCCAACACUUCGGAAAUGUUUGAUGCAGUUGUUGACAGAUAUGGAAUUCAGCGGGAUGGGAAGGAAUCGUGAGCAAAGUGCCGAACUCUUGGGCUGUCUCGUGUCGAACGCAUGUACUCUAGUUGAGCCAUACAUGGACCCAAUCCUGAAGGUUUUGAUUUCACGCGUGAAAGAGAAAGAUCCCAGUCCUCAAGUUGUUAUCCAAGUGCUAUGGGCAAUCGGAGAGCUUGCUCAGGUUUCUGGGCCAGAAAUGAGUGUUUGGUUGGAGGAUUUGAUGCCAAUUCUCCUGGAGUUGAUGCAAGACAGCAGUUCUGUUCAAAAGCGUGCAUUGGCGUUAUGGAGUUUCGGACAAGUCAUUGAAAGCACUGGAUAUGUGAUCAAGCCAUAUCAGACUUACCCCACGUUGUUAGACUUGCUAUUUUCUCUUCUGAAAACCGAACAGAAUGCCAGCAUUAGGAGAGAAGUUUUGCGAGUACUUGGUAUACUUGGAGCUUUGGAUCCAUACAAACAUAAGCAGUCGCGUGGAGAAAUCGAUGACCUUCGGAUUGCUUCUGCCUACACCGAUGAAAAGACGGAUAAAGAAGAAACUGUCGGAGAAAUGCUGGUGAAUAUGAACAUCAGUGCCGCAUCUUUGGACGAAUUUUAUCCGUCGGUUACGAUAACUAUGCUGCUUAGAAUUUUGAAGGAUCCGACUUUGUCACCCCAGCAUAAUCUGGUUGUGAAGGCACUGACAUUCGUUUUCAAUUCACUCGGACCCAAAUACGUCCCAUUCGUCCAGCAAGUUAUUCCGUGCUUUCUGAACUGCAUCAAAGAUGGAGACCCAAGCUUUCGGGAAUUUCUGGUGAAAAACUUGGGUGAAAUCAUUGGAAUGGUCCGUUUGCAUAUACGGCCAUUUUUGAACGAAAUCUUUGACCUGAUCAAGGAUUUCUGGACGUUGAAUAGUCCCAUCCAAGGAACAUUGAUAUUAUUGGUGGAGAACGUUGCUGCCGCGUUGGGGAGCGAGUUCAAAGCAUAUAUGUCGCGCUUGGUGCCUCAGAUCUUACGCGUAUUGAUGCAUGAUCCGUCUAAACAACGCAGUGUUACUGGAAAGUUAUUGCUAGCAUUGCAAAAGUUCGGUGGGCAUUUGGACGACUGCGUGCACAUGGUGUUGCCUCCGUUGGUGAAACUUUUUGAUAGUCCUGAAGUGCCUGGGCCGAUUCGACGGCUUGCCCUCGUUACGCUUGAAAAAUUGAUGGAUCACCUUGACUUCACAGAAUUUGCUUCAAAAUUGAUUCACCCGCUCGUGAGGACACUGGAGAAAUCUCCGGAGUUGCGACCGGAAGCUAUGAAUGCCAUAUGUGCCCUGGUUUCUCAGCUGGGAAAGCAGUACGAGGUUUUCAUACCUCUUGUUCAUCGAAUCCUGCGAGAACAGCGGAUUCACCAUGAAACAUACGAUUGUCUACUCUCUAAAUUCUUCCCUGCAAAAGGUGGCGUUCUAGCGACUGAUAUUCAUGACGUGCUACUUAGUCGACCAAAACCGUCGAGUUUCAAAGCGCAGGAAACUGCCCAAGAUUCCGGAGCUGCACCUUUCAAGAAUAAGCUGAGCAUCACACCGGCUAAUAUUUUGAACGCUUGGGAGGCAUCGAGCCGAGUAUCGAAAGACGACUGGCUCGAGUGGCUGCGACGAGGAGGAAUAGAAUUACUCAAGAGUUCCCCGUCACCUUCUUUACGGUCUUGUUCAUCCAUUGCACAGAACUACUCUCACCUUUUGAAAGAUUUGUUCAAUGCUGCGUUUGUAUCAGUUUGGGCUGAACUCGGUCCUGAGCAUCAAACAGCAUUGGCCAAAAAUUUGGAAACUGCCCUGAACGUCGCCCAGGAUAUUACCGAAAUCACGCAGACGAUUCUUAAUCUGGCCGAAUUCAUGGAUCAUUGUGAUAAGGGACCUCUACCGCUAGAUCCUCAGUUACUUGGUCGGCGUGCAAUGGAAUGUCGCGCUUACGCCAAAGCUUUGCGAUAUAAAGAGGACGAGUUUCUCAAAAAUGGACCUUCGACGGAAGUUGUUGGGGCGUUAAUUUCGAUCAAUAACAAACUUCAACAAAAAGAAGCAGCUUCAGUAGAUGUACUGUGCAGGAACAAACAUUUUCUUCUUCCACUGUAUCUCUACUUGACACUUUACUUCUUAGGCUUGCUCGGCUACACUAUGAAGAACAUGAAUCAAGAUUUGACGAUAGAAGAAGCGUGGUACGAGAAAUUGCACAACUGGGAAGCGGCUCGGAAGGCAUAUGAACGAAAACUUGAGAAUAAACCCGGUGACAAAACGCUCACGCUUGGCCAAAUGCGUUGUUUGCAAGCUCUUGGGGAGUGGGACAAACUCCACGACAUUGCGAGCAAAGAAUGGGACAGUGCCCCAUUAGACAUGAAAGAAAACAUGGCAACUAUGGCUGCAGCUGCUGCUUGGGGCCUGAAUAAGUGGAACGAGGUUACGAAUUACACUCAUCUCAUCCCGAGAGACACUCAAGAGGGUUGCUUUUUUCGUGCCGUGCUUGCGAUUCAUCACGGUGACCACUUGACUGCUCAACCGUUGAUUGCUUCAGCUAGGGAUCUGUUGGAAGUUGAACUGACGACCAUGGCUGGAGAGAGCUACGAAAGAGCUUAUGGUCCAAUGAUCAAUGGUCAGAUGUUGGCGGAAUUGGAGGAGGUCAUCACUUACAAAGUCGUUCCGAGGAAGAGGGAUGCGUUGCGGCGGAUGUGGUGGGAUCGCCUGCAGGGUUGUCAAAAAACAGUCGACUACUGGCAGAAAAUUCUUCAAGUUCGUUCGCUCGUCUUGAGCCCGCAAGAAAAUCAGGAAGCUUGGUUGAAGUUCGCAUCGCUGUGCAGAAAAGCAAACCGUUUAUCGUUGUCGCAAAAGACGUUAACUAUGCUGACAAGUCCAGCGAUCCCUACUGGUCUCGAGAUAAGCGGAGGCGGAGAUUCCGUGCCACCUGGUCCCAUUAUUCCUUCGAAAGAAAAUCACAAGGUUUUAUUUGCUCUCACGAAACACCUUUGGGAUGCGGGAUUCAAAGAUGAGGCAUUCAAGAAACUUUCAAAACUUGUCCAGUCGUCGCUCACACCGUGGGCAGCCCAAAUGCAAGCCGAAGACAGUCAAAUAGAAGUAAUCGCCGGAAAGACGCGGCCUGGAAAAGUGACAGAAGCAUCGAGACUUUUGGCGAGAUGCUUUCUAAAAUUGGGUCGAUGGUAUGAAGCGUCCCAGUUGGCUAAGUCUGCUCACAUGACGCCUGAUGGAGCCUCUAAUCAACAAAGAACGAUAACGCCAAUUAUUCAAUACUAUGCUGCUGCAACGAAGCACGAUCCGACCUGCGAGCAGUCGUCAGUGAAUAAUUUCGAAGAAGAUCUAGGGUCAAAGGAUGCUUCAGUCAAAGUUCCUCCGAACUUCAGUGCGAAUGUUGGGAAAGAAAGUCCUGCGUACAUCACGCAGUUCACUGUCCCUGCCGUGAAAGGGUUUAUUCGAUCGAUCGGAUUAGCCAGUGGAUCCUCUUUGCAAGACACGCUGCGCUUGCUGACUCUAUGGUUUGACUUCGGAAAUUACCCCGAGGUUUAUGAAGCGCUGAAAACGGGUGUCCAGACGAUCGAUUUGGACACUUGGCUCCAAGUUAUCCCGCAGCUCAUUGCCAGAAUCGACACUCAGCGGAUGCUGGUCGCGAAGCUCAUACAUCAACUCUUGCGUGAAAUCGGUCAAUUGCACCCGCAAGCUUUGAUAUACCCUUUAACCGUGGCGUCAAAGUCGAGCUCUGUUGCGAGAAGUGAGCCUGCGAACAAGAUUCUCAAAUCGAUGCGUGAGCACUCGCAGAACUUGGUGAAUCAAGCCAUGAUGGUCAGCGAUGAGCUGAUUCGAGUUGCCAUUUUAUGGCAUGAAUUGUGGCACGAAGGCCUCGAAGAAGCCUCAAGGCUAUAUUUCGGUGAUCGAAAUAUCGAGGGCAUGUUUCAAACAUUGGAACCGCUACACGCGAAGAUGCGCCGUGGCCCACAUACGUUGAAGGAGACAUCUUUCACUCAGGCAUACGGCCGGGACUUGCAAGAUGCCCACGAUUGGUGCAAACGUUACCGGGAGACUUGCAAUGUACGGGAAUUAAACCACGCGUGGGACUUGUAUUACCAUGUCUUCCGAAAAAUUACUCGUCAGUUACCUCAUCUGUCUAGUCUCGAGCUUCAGUACGUGUCGCCUAAGUUGUUGCAAGCGAAAGAUCUGGUUUUGGCCGUACCAGGUACUUACGUCCCCCAUCAACCGAUUAUUUCGAUCGCGUCAGUACAAUCAAACCUGCAGGUGCUCAUGUCGAAACAGCGACCACGACGUAUUGUCAUCAAAGGAAGCAACGGUGCAGACUAUACAUUCCUGUUGAAGGGGCACGAAGAUUUGCGACAGGAUGAACGAGUGAUGCAGCUGUUCGGUUUGGUGAACACGUUGUUGAUGCAAGAUCCCGAAACUUUCAGGAGAAAUUUAACGAUUCAGCGGUAUGCCGUUAUCCCGCUCUCAACGGACAGCGGACUUAUCGGCUGGGUUCCUGAUUGUGACACACUUCAUGCGCUGAUUAAAGACUACCGAGACAAGAAGAAAGUCAUGUUGAAUAUAGAGCAUCGGAUUAUGCUUCGUAUGGCAGCUGAUUACGAGCACCUAACUUUGAUGCAGAAGGUUGAAGUGUUCGAACAUGCCUUGGAACACACAGCCGGAGACGAUCUGGCGAAGUUGCUGUGGCUCAAGUCCCCAAGCUCUGAAAUUUGGUUUGAUCGAAGGACCAACUACACUCGAUCAUUAGCGGUCAUGUCGAUGGUGGGCUAUAUCCUUGGACUCGGCGAUAGACAUCCAAGCAAUUUAAUGCUAUCGCGAACAAGUGGGAAAGUUUUGCACAUUGAUUUCGGGGAUUGCUUCGAAGUUGCCAUGACUAGGGACAAGUUUCCGGAGAAGAUACCUUUCCGCUUGACGCGCAUGUUGAUCAAUGCAAUGGAGGUAACGGGUAUUGAGGGGACGUACCGCAUGACGUGUCAGAGCGUUAUGAAUGUAUUGAGGAAGAAUAAAGAUAGUGUCAUGGCUGUCUUGGAAGCGUUUGUACACGAUCCCUUGCUGAAUUGGCGCUUGGUGGAGAACAACAGGGGUGGAAUCGGCACGAUGCCUGCUGGCGCAACACUAUUGCCGGGGAAAACAGCUGGUCAGAAAACAAACAAAGACAUGUCACCGGAAGACGAAGCAGAGGAUUUCUUGGGGCUAAAAGAUGGCCCGUUAUUCUCGUGCCAGCGAACUCUUCCCAAAAAUGAAGUUGAUGACCCCGCUGAAACGCUCAAUAAAAAAGCCGUGGCCAUUGUGAAUCGAGUGAAAGACAAAUUGACUGGGAAGGAUUUUAACCCGGAAGAGCGUCUGACUGUGGAGAAGCAAGUCGAUCUAUUGAUUCGACAAGCAACGUCGCAUGAAAAUUUGUGCCAGUGUUAUAUUGGAUGGUGUCCGUUUUGGUGAGCACCAUGCGAAUCACCCCGCUGAGGAAUUUUGAAACAGGAGGGAAAGGCCUUUUUGUAGUUCAGUUAGUUGGCGCAUGUUGCGGCAUUGAUUGAAAAGUUGUUGCAAUCGUUUUCGAGGAUUUUUGCAUCCCCGAGAAGAUGAUGUUCAAUUUUAUUUUUGUGAUAAUCAGACACGGAAGAAAAUCUUAACUUGGGAAUCGGAAUUGUCUGAUUAGUCCUCAUGGUCACCGGCAUUGUGGCUUCCUUCAUGUUCUUCCCUAGCUUCGGAAUCAUCCCAGUCGAGAUCCUUCGACCAGUACGUCAGUUUAUUGGCAUUGAUGAAUCUUCGCAAUGCGUUUCGCAGUGCGUUCCAGGUUGAGUCAGAAUUUCCUUGUGACAGCUGGCUGCUCCCCGAAGUGUCCUUUCCGUGGAAUGUUCGUAAAUUCAUUAAUGCAUGAAUGAAAACAAAUUUCUGAACUUGAUUGAAACUUAGAUUCAGCAGUCACUAACUUUUAAAAAAUUGUCAAGCUCCGAGUUUUCCGAAUUGUUCAUGAGUUAUUCUGCGUAUGACUCGCACACGAGGUGAGAAGACUGAAGGCUUCAGAAGUUGAAGCAUUUUAAGUUUUCAUUAUUGCCUCGACUAACUUUGGGUUCACACUUCUCAGAUCGAUUGAACUUGAUCAUUGUAUUUGAAUUCGGAGGGGAUUUAUGAUAUAUGCAGGAAAAGGUGUCCAGAAAGUUAUCUUGCUGUAAGAACGUUGUAAUCCGGAGAAAACGGUUUCGUACACAGUCCAUAACCAUGGCAAAUACUUUUGGUGUGAUUUUAAUUUUACAUUUUCAUCCCACGUAUAAUCAAAAAGUAUUGCUGCAGUUCAUCCAGGUUGAAUCGGCUGUUGAUGAAAUGGUAUGGAAAAAAGAUUAAAUUUUGAAUUUUUAUGUUUCACUGGUCAAUUUUUAAAAAUAACGUUAUGAGUCACCCUUUUAGACGCACUUCAUCGUGUGUAUCUCCCCAGAUUCGAAAGAAAGCUUGAGUGCGCAUGACCGGGCGAUAACUUUUUGGACACCCGGUAUAAUGCAUGGGCUGCAAUGAUGGGAAUGGGUGCGAAGAGAUACUAACACCAAAUAUAGUGCCAAACCAUUCGCAAACGUAGCGUGUUAUGGUCACUGGUGAGUAUUCGUAAAGGAACUCGCCAAACUUGUCGACGAUUGAUGGGUCCUGAGUGUCGAUCGGCACGAUGGGAUCCAGGUGGGAAGUGACGUUUCGUUUGUAACCCAAACCGCGAUAGAAGCUGAUGAGUUCAGGACGUUCAAUGUCCAAGUGAGCCCGUUUGAAUCCACACUCAAGUACCGCGAAUUUUUCCGUGAGCUGGACCAGCAAAGAACCGUAGCCCUUUCUGCGCCACUCGGGGUCAAUGAUGAUGGAGCCAAUGAAGCAGUCGUCGUCUUCGCCUUGAACUCUGCAUAUCCUGCUGUGGCCCAUCAUCACCUGCUGCCGCUUUCUGUUUUGAGGAAGGAGGUCGUUAUUUUUUCAUCUUUUCUGAUAUUUCCGCAUAUCCCAAGCACACGAUUUUUUUCUACUGAACAGAUUUCGUAUAAAUUUCAGAACUUUGCGCAGUCAGUAGUCAGGUUUUGUGUUGCUGGAUCAGGUUUUGUUUUAUAUUACACUUGGUCAGGUUCUGAGUUGGUUCAGCCUGUUAGAAUUGGUCCGGUUCAAUAUUGCGGCCGCAUCAGCCCAAGAUGUAUUUGAAAGCGGGGUCCACUGUUUUACCGAAGACAAAUGCGCUAGGAAUGUACGAACUACAUUAUGCAAUAUAGUACAGUAUUUGUCUGCAAGUACUUCGGCACAACAUAUUUUGAAUGAGGGCGUGAAGUACAGUACCAAAGACGAAACAAACCCCAGAAGUAGUUGUCUUAGCUGACCCAGAAUCUGAAGGAUUUUAAGAAAAUGAUGCGGUGAUUCCGGAUCUGUUUUACGGAAAUGCGUGUUUACCUUGGAUGAUCUCCGGAGUUUGUCGCAUUAUUAUCCUUCGUUUCAGGACUGAUCAUAACCAGUGAAAUUGGAAAUCCUGAAUUUGAUUGUUCCAGCCACUUCUCUCGUGAAUUGUAUCCUGCACAAGGCCAUUCACGAUUCAACAACAGACAGCAGUAUUCGACUGCGUUGCGUCUCCGGGGCUCUGGAAUUACAUGAAUCGGCACAAGUUCGCAAUCACUUGACGGCAUGACGGAGACCUUAGUGGGUUCUUCGCUGAGAAUUUUGUAUAAUCGUGAUAAGAUGGUCUAAUUUUUUUCCCACUUGAAUAUAGAAGUCUUGCAUGCAUUCCAUCGCGUAAAAAUUUUCUAAGUGCUCCAUUGAGUAAUUUUCACCUGAUAGAUUCAUUUAUGAUUUGAAUCGAUUAUUUCUUCGAAGACAUAUGUUCAUUAUCGAUGCCAUGGCUACGGUCGUUUCUUUUUUUGUUUUGCUGUUCCGAAUGUCGAGUUCGAUUUUCGUAGUUACCAUGCGAAUGUUUUAGAAUCUAGAACAUUUUUAU
Molecule: messenger RNA, 10359 nt
Organism: Notodromas monacha
Lineage: Eukaryota; Metazoa; Arthropoda; Ostracoda; Podocopida; Cyprididae
Source: the annotation of a GenBank genome assembly